Molecule: messenger RNA, 1662 nt
Organism: Hemiscyllium ocellatum (epaulette shark)
Lineage: Eukaryota; Metazoa; Chordata; Chondrichthyes; Orectolobiformes; Hemiscylliidae
Gene: krr1
Product: KRR1 small subunit processome component homolog
Exons: 10
Coding region: 64-1158 (364 amino acids)
Cellular component (GO): nucleolus; small-subunit processome
Molecular function (GO): RNA binding
Source: RefSeq, a predicted model, not a curated record
AUUGAGUGUCGGACCGGCGGAAGUGUGUCCGUGGUGGGGGAAGGUAUUGAGUGUCGGACCGGCAUGGAGGUGGCUCCAGGGAAAGGGAGACGCGGUAAAAAUGAAGAUAAAGUGGAUGAAACGGAGCUGCUGACAGUACCAGAAGGAUGGAAGGAGGAACCAUUCACCCGAAAGGACAAUGCUUAUGGCCUGUUGGAGGAGAGCAGUUUUGCUACUCUCUUCCCCAAAUACAGGGAGGCCUAUCUGAAAGAAUGUUGGCCUUUGGUACAAAACGCUCUGAAAGAACAUUAUAUUACAGCUACAUUAGAUUUGAUUGAAGGCAGUAUGACUGUUUCCACCACAAAGAAGACAUUCGAUCCUUAUAUCAUCAUUAAAGCCAGGGAUUUUAUCAAGCUUUUGGCGAGAAGUGUUCCUUUUGAGCAAGCUGUCCGUAUUUUUCAGGAUGAUGUGGCAUGUGACAUCAUCAAAAUCGGAUCGUUGGUUAGGAACCGGGAACGAUUUGUGAAAAGAAGGUUAAGACUUAUUGGGCCAAAAGGAUCAACGCUGAAGGCUUUGGAGCUGUUGACCAACUGCUAUAUCAUGGUGCAAGGGAAUACUGUGUCUGCUUUAGGGCCACACUCUGGACUGAAAGAGGUGAGAAAAGUAGUCACCGAUACCAUGAAGAACGUACACCCAAUCUACAAUAUCAAGACAUUGAUGAUUAAACGUGAAUUAGCAAGAGAUGCUGAGCUUAGAACACAGAACUGGGAGCGGUUUCUGCCCAAGUUCAAGCACAAGAACCUGAGCAAACGGAAACAGCCGCAGAAGAGGAGGGUGAAGAAGGAGUAUACACCUUUCCCACCACCACAACCAGAAAGCAAGAUUGAUCAGGAACUGGCCACAGGUGAAUACUUCCUCAAAGAGAAAGACAAGAAGAAGAAGAAAUUACAUGAAAUAAAGGUAAAAGAAGCAGAGGCAGCAGCUAGGCGAAAGGAAGAAAGAAAUAAAGCUUUUAUUCCUCCUAAAGAAAAGCCUGCAGUUAAAGUAAAAAAAGCUGCAGAAACAAAAAUUAACAUUCAAGCUCUUAAAGAAAAAGUAAAAACUGCCAAGAAAAAGAAGCUGGGAGCCCCAGCUGUGGAGGAAAUCACUCAGAAAAUAGCUCAAAAGAAGAAGAAAUAAAUUGAUUUUUCCAAUUCUCCUAUGCUUUUGACAAACUGUUGGAAUUGGAUAAUUCCGACAAUGUCAUUCCAGCAGGGUGUCACCACUUUACCUGUUACAUACAAAUGGCCAGGGGAAGCAGCAGGCUCAUGGUUCUGUUCGUGAUUUCCUCAUCUAAUUAGACUGUUAAGUACUUCUAUCGGCACAGGACUCCUGACAGGAUUUCAGAAACGACAAUCUAGGUGAAGAAGAAUCCACAUCAAUCCUCGUACUACACCUGCUUUUAACGAAGAGUCAUAGAGUAAAUCUCAAAAACAGAAUGUGUUACAAGAUUGCUUGGAUCCUAACCUUAGAGAUAUCCAUUGUUUCUACAGAAAUGAGAUGGAAAACAUUCUCCAUAGUUGGUGUUAGAAACAAAACCUCUCAAUUACAAAUCUGUGAAAAUGUGGUUUAGGAUUGAAUCGAUGUUAAACGUUUAGAGAGAUUUCUAUUUUGUACAGGGGGUUUAUGUUGUAUAAUAGCAUG